Messenger RNA from Nannospalax galili (Upper Galilee mountains blind mole rat), 6556 nucleotides. It is a transcript of the gene Phf21a, whose product is annotated as PHD finger protein 21A. The transcript is spliced from 18 exons. The record is from RefSeq and is a predicted model, not a curated record. NCBI's taxonomy places the organism in Eukaryota, Metazoa, Chordata, Mammalia, Rodentia, Spalacidae. Gene Ontology annotation, cellular component: histone deacetylase complex. Gene Ontology annotation, biological process: negative regulation of transcription by RNA polymerase II. The coding region runs from base 457 to 2361 and encodes 634 amino acids. Gene Ontology annotation, molecular function: chromatin binding.
AGAGAGAGAGAGAGAGAGAGAGAGAGCGAGAGAGAGAGACAGAGAGAGAGAGAGACAGAGAGCGAGAGAGAGUGAGAGAGGAGAGGAGGAGGAGGAGGAGGAGGGAGAAGGGAACAACCUACCAUCUUAACACACUAAUAUCUAAAAAGUGCGAGAGGCCCAGAGCAGCAAGCAGCAGCAGCAGCAGCCACAGCAGCAGCAGCAGCCAAGCCAGCUUCUUCCCUCCCUCCCCAUGAAGAAGAGUUCCCUCCUCCUCCUCCUCCUGCUUCUCCUGCUCAGAGUUCCUGCCUCCAGCUGCCAGGGGGGACAGCCAGCCAGCAGCAGGAGGGGGACUAGAGAGCUGAAGGAGAGCCAGUUUCCCCAAAACUGCUGCAGCAACAAGAGGAGCUUGUCAUUCUGAACGGAGGCUGAAGAGACUAGAGGCUUAGCAGACACAAGAGAAGGUGGAGGCAGAGGAUGGAGCUGCAGACUCUACAGGAGGCUCUUAAAGUGGAAAUUCAGGUUCACCAGAAACUGGUUGCUCAAAUGAAGCAGGAUCCACAGAAUGCUGACUUAAAGAAACAGCUUCAUGAACUCCAAGCCAAAAUCACAGCUUUGAGUGAGAAACAGAAAAGAGUAGUUGAACAGCUGCGAAAGAACCUGAUAGUAAAGCAAGAACAACCAGACAAGUUCCAAAUACAGCCAUUGCCACAAUCUGAAAACAAACUACAAACAGCACAGCAGCAGCCACUACAGCAGCUACAGCAGCAGCAGCAGUACCACCACCACCACGCCCAGCAGUCAGCUACACCCUCUCCCAGCCUGACUGCUUCACAGAAGACUGUAACUACAGCUUCUAUGAUUACCACAAAGACACUACCUCUCGUCUUGAAAGCAGCAACUGCGACCAUGCCGGCCUCUGUUGUGGGCCAGAGACCUACCAUUGCUAUGGUGACCGCAAUCAACAGUCAGAAGGCUGUGCUCAGCACCGAUGUGCAGAACACACCAGUCAACCUCCAGACGUCUAGUAAGGUCACUGGGCCUGGGGCAGAGGCUGUCCAAAUUGUGGCAAAAAACACAGUCACUCUGCAGGUUCAGGCAACACCUCCUCAGCCCAUCAAAGUACCACAGUUUAUCCCCCCUCCUAGACUCACUCCUCGUCCAAACUUUCUUCCACAGGUUCGACCCAAGCCUGUGGCCCAGAAUAACAUUCCUAUUGCCCCAGCACCUCCUCCCAUGCUUGCAGCUCCUCAGCUUAUCCAGAGACCCGUCAUGCUGACCAAGUUUACACCCACAACCCUCCCUACAUCCCAGAAUUCCAUCCACCCCGUCCGUGUCGUCAAUGGGCAGACCGCAACCAUAGCCAAAACGUUCCCCAUGGCCCAGCUCACCAGCAUUGUGAUAGCCACUCCAGGGACCAGACUCACUGGACCUCAGACUGUACAACUUAGCAAACCAAGCCUUGAGAAACAGACAGUUAAAUCCCACACAGAAACAGAUGAAAAACAAACAGAGAGCCGCACUGUCACCCCACCUGCUGCACCCAAACCAAAACGGGAAGAGAACCCUCAGAAACUUGCCUUCAUGGUGUCUCUAGGGUUGGUAACACAUGACCAUCUAGAAGAAAUCCAAAGCAAGAGGCAAGAACGGAAAAGGAGAACAACAGCAAAUCCAGUGUAUAGUGGGGCAGUCUUCGAGCCAGAGCGAAAGAAGAGUGCAGUCACAUACCUAAACAGCACAAUGCAUCCUGGAACCCGGAAGAGAGCCAAUGAGGAACACUGGCCAAAGGGUGAUAUCCAUGAGGAUUUUUGCAGUGUUUGCAGAAAAAGUGGCCAGUUGCUGAUGUGCGACACAUGUUCCCGUGUGUACCAUCUGGACUGUUUAGACCCACCUCUAAAAGCAAUUCCCAAGGGCAUGUGGAUCUGCCCCAGAUGUCAGGACCAGAUGCUGAAGAAGGAAGAAGCAAUUCCAUGGCCUGGAACUUUAGCAAUUGUUCAUUCCUAUAUUGCCUACAAAGCAGCAAAAGAAGAAGAGAAACAGAAGCUUCUUAAAUGGAGUUCAGAUUUAAAGCAAGAACGGGAACAAUUAGAGCAGAAGGUGAAACAGCUCAGCAGUUCCAUAAGCAAAUGCAUAGAAAUGAAGAACACCAUCCUGGCACGGCAGAAGGAGAUGCACAGCUCCCUAGAAAAGGUAAAACAGCUCAUUCGCCUCAUCCAUGGCAUCGACCUCUCCAAACCUGUGGACUCUGAGGCCAGUGUGGGGGCCAUCUCCAAUGGUCCAGACUGCACCCCCCCUGCCAACACCACCUCCUCCACGCCGGCCCCGUCCCCCUCCUCGCAGAGCUGCACAGCAAACUGUAACCAGGGGGAAGAGACUAAAUAACAGUCCUUGAGGAGAAGCCUCGGGAUUCCAGCGCGAGGAGAGCAAAACACUGAAGACUCUAGAGAAGUAAAGCCGGAUUUCUUCUGGAAAGUACAGAAUUCUUUUGGUUCUUUGGUUCCAGAGAGAGAGAAGAUGCUUGUGCCAGGUGGCACCCGAGUUUGCCAAUUGAUCCUUCUUAUUCUGUGUACAUGCAAAGAUUGGACCAUGUUACAUGAAAUAGUGCCAGCUGGAGGUUCUUUGCCAGCACCAUGCCAAGUGAAAUAAUAUAUUUACUCUCUCUAUUCUACACCAGUGUGUGCCUGCAGCAGCCUCCACAGCCACGGUGGGUUUGUUUUUGUUGUGUUGGGGGGGGAGCAGGGACGGGCGGAGGGAGGAGGGCAGGUUCCAGAUCCUUACUUGCCGAGACGUUUGUUUAGGUAGAGAAGACAAGUCCAAAGAGUGUGUGGGCUUUCCUUAAAAAAAAAAAAAAAAAAAAAAAAAAAAAAAAAAAAAAAGGAAAUUGAGAUUUAACUAACCCCAGUGCCCAGAAGAGGGAAGGGGAGGGGGUGGGAGGGAGCAGGGGGUGGGAAAGUCUAUCACAUAAGCAGUAUUUAAUAUUGUCUGGAGGGCGGCCUAGUAUAAGGAGAGACAGACAAUGCAGCCACUAGGUCCUCCUCCCAGCUCUGCUCCUGCCUCGGGGGCGCCUUCCCUCCGAAGCCUCCAGCAGCCCCUUUCCCCUGCUUGGUAUAGUACGCAGCCCCAGGUGAUCCCCUGUCCCUCUCAGAGAACCAGGCCCUGCUGGCCUUGGCAAGGCCGGAAAGGAAGGGAGUGUGUGUGGUCCAGGACAGAGAAAGGCGGAUCAGUGAUCUUACUUGAAAACAAGCUCCAUCUCUUUUCUAUAUUUAUAAGAAGAUUCUGAGCGAAGCAACACGCGACCCAGGUGUGUGUGAAUCGAAUGGACGUUCCUUUCUUCUCUUUUUAAAAAUAUUUUAUUUUUGUUUCUGUUCUUGUUUUCUUUAAACAAAGUUUCAUUUUGUUGUUUAUUUUGCUUUUUUUUUUUUGGUAACAAGAACUAAAAUAAGGAAUAGAAAGUUGUUUUUCAGGCUGACGGUCCUGUUGAGGUAGCGAGACCUUGCAUGGUAGAGUAGCAGUCGGUGUCGGUGAGGUCAGUGAGUCUGUGCAUCCUGUGUCACCAUUCGGGCACUGUGUGUUUUUUUAUGCAAGGGCAAAAAUCUUUGUAUCUGGGGAAAACAACAGCAACUUUUUUUUUUAAUUAAAAAGGAAAAUAAAAGAUAUUGAGGUCUUCCUAGUGUUACUUAAAUUAAGAUCAAGGUAAGAAACAUUGUAAAAACAAUUACAAAAGUGCUAUUUGUUUCCUAAAAACAGUGAUUUCUAUUAAAAAGGUGUCAGAACUGGAGAAAAUGCUGUGUAGUUAUAAUUUUUUAGCACAGAACCUGCUGAUCAUGACAUUUUGCUGUGUUUGUGUCUCUAGACUGGUGGGCCAGUCUCCAGGAAGGACCGGGUCCUCCCGCCUUCUCCCUUCUCAGAACAGACUGUGCUGCCUGUACAGGGAUCUUGUCUCCUGUGUUUGAAGCCCAGGUGGAAUGUGCAUGGUGUCAGGGCCUCCCCAGGGUCUCAGAUCUUGCUAGAGGGAAGGCUGGUGCCUAAACAAGACCCUUCCUUUGGUGCUGCUCUCCGUUGUCUUUCAGCCACCAGCAUUAUGCGUUGAGGGGGGGGGCUGCUUCCAGGGACCAAGCUGUGAGGCUUCGCUGCCCGUGCACUGGCCUCCAGGAGGAGGAGGGCUGUGGGCUAGCUGCAUCAGAACGAGGAAGGAGGGAGAUAUCUUGAGGGUCCAUGUGUCUCUGAGAGCCCAGGUGGUCUUCAAGUCUGUCUUGCAUUGAACGGAGAGGUCUGAAGCUCCACUGUCCUCUGCCUACUGGCACUAAUGUCAGAAUUCACCCCCAUCCCACCCAUCUACACACUUCCAGGGUGACCCUGGGCUAGAAUCACUAAGCUUGCCUUGUUUGGCCUGUUGUGGCCUUUCUUGGAAAACUUGGUUCUGAAAGGCUCAGAUCAUCUCCCAUAAUGCCAUGGGGAAAGUGAGCCCUUGAGAUGGUAUGCUCUCACUUGGAGACCUUUGUCCACUGCAUUCUCUUGGCUAAAGGGAUGGAAGCCUAGGCUCUGUCCCCUUGUUCCAAAGGCAGCAUCUCUUUGUAGCCGCCCUAAUAGAGAAUUCUAGGAACAGCAAGAAAGGCCCCUUUGCACUUCUCCCUUGCUCAAUUAGGCCCAAGGAGAAAAAGCUAGAUCCUGACAGUGAGUACAAGAGAGAAGGAGGGCUUCUGAGAGUUAAUGAAGCCCACCCAACCAGCCACUUCGUUCAUCUUUCCAGGGUGCAAGGGAGUCAUGUUGACUGAGGGAAGCAGAGAAGAGCUCUCUUUUCUCAUCCAGAAACUAAGGUGCUAAGUCUAGUUAGGGAGCUGUGGAGAUGUCCGGACUAGUUGGAGGAAUCGUUGGCAAAGGAUCAGAGAUCAGCAGCAGACUGAUGUCGUCUCCACCCUCGUCUUGGCCCAUAGGCUGGUUGGGGCUUGCCACACAAUGCCUACCCUUGCAGGAAAGGUUGGGAAGUCAACAUCACUACAGGCCAGAGCUGAACAGUGUGGGGUACAACACACAAGACUGGGCUGCUGAGUCAUCUGGUGUGGCGUACAAAAUGUAGCCCUGCCCAAGCCUUCAUGGCGUGCUCAGCUUUGAAGCUCUGCUCUACCCUGCUCAUUCCAUCUGCUUGUUCUUCCCUGUUCUGUGGAGCACAGAGCUCCUUUCUGUCCCCCCAGACCUGUGAGUUUCUGUGAAUCCCUUGGGACAAACACCACACUGGCCCUCUGGAGCUGCCUCUACUUCCUUCUUCCUCUUUCCUUCCCCAGCCUGCAGGUUAUUGCUCUUGGGCCUCCUAUGCUAGCUUUGCUGGGAGUCCCUUAAUCCUGUCUGAUCAGGAGCAGACCCUGAAGGCAGUGAAGUCAGCAUGUCUGCUAUGAGGUCAUCCUACCCUUUCCAUUCUGCAGGUCCUUACUCUUUCCUGAAGCCUACUGGGUCUUGCCUCUCCUCUGAACUCAUCCAGUUCUCAUUUCUUCCUUAUCAGGCCCCUAGGGAUAAGCCUGCUAGUGGCACCUGACAGGGAAGACUCGGCUAGGGACAGCCCCUGGUUUCAUCUGUGUAGGGCCUGCCUCCAGAGCCUGUGACACCCACCUGGGCAGCCUCCGGCAGGGCCCAUCUUAGUACUGGUUUCCUUGCAGGCUCUGUCUCUGCUGCCUCUUGCCUCAGGCCCAGCAGGAGUGUGGAGGGGGCAUGUGCACUCCACUGCCCCUGGGUGACUAUUUCUGGCUCCUGUCUCUCUGCAUGUUCCGCUGCCUCUCUACCAGCUCUUUGAUGCUUCCUCUCGCCAUCACUCACUACUGGGCUCUCACUACCAGGCCUCAGCUCGCACUCCCAAGUGGUCUCUUCCCUUCUUGGGUAUGGUCCUUCUUAACUAAAGGGCUGAACUCCAAGGACUCUCCCACCAGGGGUGGAAGUAGGAUGGGCCAGUGGCCCAGGACCUUUUCUAGACACUGGGUUCUUCAGACCCUGUGGCUUCUGUUGGAUAUAAGCCACUUUGCUGUAUGUAAAUGGCUGUGGACCUUGCCCUACCCCUCAUCUGGGUACUGUUGGUAAGAAACCAGGAGUCUCAUUUCUCACCCAACUUCAGCCCGUGCUCCUGUCAAUUCCUCUCCAAGGUGGUGGGUGGCCACUGGGAAGACUCCUCUGCACCCCGCCUCCCCAAGAAUGAAUGGUCCCGAGAACCAGGGUGGCUCUCUUAACAGUAGUUAUUGAGACAGAGGAGCAGCUUGAGUCCCUCCCUCACAGCAGCCUUGGCCCCUGCACUCUUCUCCAGUGUCCUUGCUCAGCCCAGGGUGAGCUGUAAUCAGGCAGGUGGGCCGGCAGGCCAGAGGUCAGCAAGCUCUAAGCAUAGGAGAGCCAGCCAGACCCUAGUCCUGUCUCUUGUCCAUGCCCUUUGUGAUUUCAGUCUUGGUAGAACUUGUAUUUGGAGUUUUGUGCUUCAAAGUUUUUGUUUCUAUUUGUUUGGUUUUUGUUUUGAGGGGGUGGGGGGGUAUACAGAGCAGCUGAUCAAUUUGUAUUUAUUUAUUUUAACAUUUUACUAAAUAAAGCCAAAUAAAGUCUCUCA